AGGGUAAAUUGCAGACAGAGCUCUGUGACUACUGUUCGGAUACGAAAAAGGAGGAUAUCUAAAUCGCAUCUAUAUAACAGCGCUGGGCCACCCGAUGCACCCAGGCCCAGUCAAGUAUAAGCUGCUGCAUGCAAGGGUGAAUCGCCUCAUUGGCGAUGUCCUUAGCACCAUUCUCCAUGAACAACUACACCAACUCUUGGGUUAUUACAUCUGUGGUGGGGACUACAAGAACGCCACUGAGAGCCAGAAGCAGCUAUGUUCCUAUCUGUAUGUACGCAAUGUCCAAUUAUUUGAGCAGGUGGAAUACCAGGGCAAGCGGCAUACCUACAGCAGCUACUGGGGACAUGGACCUGCAUUCCAAGUAUUGGGUCGACAGGUCGAGAGCAAUGCCUUCAACACGCUGGAAAUGCGGGAGCUCUACGAGACCUUUUCUCUCGGGUGGAUCAGUGCCUGUCAGUGUCCACAGGGUGAGGAGUUGUGCUGCUUAUCUACUGCUGCGAAGACUACCAGUACUCGAGCAUGCAGGAGGUUGUUCAGCAAGAAUUGGAUCGGAAAAGCCACCUGAAAAAGCCUGAUUCUCAGUCAAAGCCGAUCUGUUGUUGUGGGUCUUACACCUACAGCGCAAGUAUAUGUGACAGCAAGCUCAUUUUCCCUCUGAAUGGAGACUGGUUGACCACUAGGGCCUUGAUGGAGAUAAAUUGAAAGCGGGUCUCAGCAUGGUCUUUACUUAUCUGUAUUCUCAGAAGUAUACAAAAUAUCAUUUUCGAGAACGGAGUUUACUUAUUAAGAAG
This is a messenger RNA of Paraphaeosphaeria sporulosa, 791 nucleotides long. RefSeq lists its product as uncharacterized. The record is from RefSeq and is a predicted model, not a curated record. The coding region runs from base 95 to 565 and encodes 156 amino acids. The transcript has a single exon. NCBI's taxonomy places the organism in Eukaryota, Fungi, Ascomycota, Dothideomycetes, Pleosporales, Didymosphaeriaceae.